Molecule: messenger RNA, 2510 nt
Organism: Argentina anserina (silverweed cinquefoil)
Lineage: Eukaryota; Viridiplantae; Streptophyta; Magnoliopsida; Rosales; Rosaceae
Exons: 6
Coding region: 138-2357 (739 amino acids)
Source: RefSeq, a predicted model, not a curated record
CCGAGCCUAAAACUUCUUUCUCCCCAUCUAUCUCACUCCCCUCCUUCAUCCUUUGCGUCUCAACUUGUUCUCCCCACAUAGUACCGGUCAGAGUAAUCGCCAUUCUACCAGUUCAGAAUUGCAAGAAAGUGCAGCAGAUGGCUGGAGAUAAGAGAGGUAGCAUUGCCUUCUUCGCAACCUAUCGAACACCGGUGCCACUUCACUUAUUCUCGUGCCCAAAAUUGACGCCCAAGGACAAUGAAGUCCGCAUGAUUGAUGACAUAGACGAUUCCUACAACUACAACGGCCAAGAAAUUCCACCCGCAGCUCUCAAGACACUUCUCAAGCGCCCAAAAUUGGCUUCCUAUGGCAACGAGGCUGAUGUAGAUUCAGGUCGUCUAUCAGGCCUGGUUUUCGUCUCCGAACGAAGCGACCUUGAAUUGCUUCACAUAGCUCUCCGCUUCAAUUACGUCAACGCCCCCAAAGUCAAAGUCUUCAGCUUAGCUGAAGUUUUCGGCAAAGACGAUUUCAAAGGUGUUCGGAUGGAAGACAGUGCUUGCUUUGCCCAUGAUCACCUCAUCUAUGUCAGCACCAAGGAUCCUGCUACUGAACGUCGUCAGCCUUGGACUGCCGUUUAUAAGACCAAUCUUAAGACCGGAAAAACUUAUCGUCUCACACCUCGAGAGCAUGCUGAUUUAAGCCCCUCAGUGUCACCGUCUGGGAAGAAGAUAGCGGUGGCGUCGUUUGAGGGAAAGAAGGGUGGGUGGGAAGGUGAAAUCGAAGAUCUAAGGACUAACAUCUAUGUCAUGAACGUAGAGGAGCCCUACAAUCGCACUAAGGUUGUAGAGAAUGGCGGGUGGCCAACUUGGGGAAGUGACGAUGUCAUAUUCUUCCACCGCAAGGAUGAUCCCAUACCUCGUAAAAAUAACGACAAACAUCCCAAGGACGAAUUUUGGGGUGUGUACCGAGCCGACAUUGGCAAAGGUUUGACAUCAGUUACCCCUCGUAUGACCCCGGCCAAUAUUGAUGGGUUUACCCCGGCGGCCCUUGAUGCCAACACAGUGGUUGUUGUAACUGUUCGUCAAGAAUCAGGGUUAGGCGCAGCACGUGAAGAAGCACAGUUUAGACACAUUGAGAUUUUUGAUACAGCUAGAGGACCAAAUGGAAGCACAACAAUCACUCAAAACACUAGAUCUAAAGCGGAUCAUUUCAACCCCUUUGUGAUGGAUGGUGGGAAGCGCAUUGGUUACCAUCGUGGCUGGAGUGAGAAACUGGAGUUUGACAAAGCUGUUAAGAGACCGUUUCAGAAGCUUGACUGCCCACUGAAUGAUGUGAGUCUAUUCAGGGUGUCCGGAGUGUUUCCAACAGUCUCCAAAGACGGAACAAAGCUUGCAUUUGUCGACAAUGAGUUCAAGGCUGUGUGGGUCGCUGAUAAGCAAGGAUUGCAUAUUGCUUACGAGGAGGAGGGAGCGGACAGAGUCUUCUCCCCUGUUUGGGACCAAUGUGAGGACACAUUGUAUGUAUGUGUGGGACCUUCGUUUAACGCCAAGGAGCAAGUCAACAUCAUAGCUAUCACCAAAGUAUCAAAUUACAGACGACAAUCCCAUCCACUCACAGAUAGUUACAAUAAUGCUUUUCCAUCUAGCAGUCCAGACGGGAAGAGAUUAGUUUUCCGAUCAACAAGGAAUGGCGGAUACAAGAAUCUAUACAUUAUGGAAAACAAAAAAGAAGGGGUGUGCGAUGGAGUGGAACCAACAAGGCUAACAGAAGGGAAGUGGACUGAUACACAUUGUCAAUGGUCGCCGAAUGGAAAUUGGAUUGUAUUUUCGUCAACCCGUAGCAAACCUGAAUCAGGUGUACCAGAGACAGACAAUGGUCUUGAUCCAGGAUACUUUGGAGUGUUUCUAGUGAAUCCAGAUGAUCCGGAUGUGUGGAUAAGAGUGAUGAUAAGCGGAAGUGAUAUAUCAGGGCAUGUGAACCAUCCGUUCUUCAGUCCAGAUGGACUUAGCAUUGUUGUGACUUCGGAUCUUGCCGCUGUGACCGUUGAUCCCAUCUCUUUGCCUCUCUUCGAGCACUCUGUGAGGUCUUAUGGAGAUAUUUUCACUAUCGAUAUUGACACUAUCGAUAUUGACCCGAAUCACCCGAUUGACAAACAAAGGAUCAAGGAUGUGAAAAAGUUCACUCGAAUCACACAUAGUAGGUAUGAGAAUUCUACUGCUACUUGGACUAGGUUCUCGACUGAAGAUCCGAAUGCAUCAUGGAAGAUGUUUUUAAAGAAAGAAUCAGACUUCAUACCUGCAUGCCCUUAUGCGCAUCCUGAUGGUGGAGAAAGUUGGCACAUGACUGGCCACCUGAUCCUCCCAAGAAGAUGUUGUUGAUUGCGGUUGUGUUCCUCGCCUUCUAUUUUCCCUCUUGAGUUUUCCAUUUUGUUUCAAUACUAUCUAUCUACUUGUGUUUAUGUUAAUCCAAUAAUAAGAUUUCUCUGUGUUGUUUUCAAACUGGAUAAAUUAUUGGCUUUAGUUGCAGCUUUA